CAGUGCUGAUGUAUUUACACAAAGUGCUUUGUGUGUGUCCUGCGUCCUGAUAACUGUGCAAGGGUUGUGUGUGUGUGUUGGUGAGAAGACAAGUCAAUAAUAAUAGUCCAGUUGCUGGGGGGGUCGGGGCAUUAGGGUUCAGAGAGAAGGUUGGUGGCAGUGCUGCAGGGAUAUACAAUACUUGCUCAGGACACUGUGGGGAAAUAUGACACGAAGUUCCAGAGAGGAAAGGGUUAGUGGAGGGAUUACAGUAUCUGAUCAGGAUAUUGUAGGGGAAUGUGGAAUUUGGUCCCAGAGAGGAAAGGGUUAGUGACAGGGAUAUAUAAAACUUGAUCAGGACACUGUGGGGAAAUUGGGCCCCAGGGAGGGAAGGGUUAGUGGAGUUAUAUCCAGUACCUGAUCAGGACACAGUGUGGGAAUGGGGUCCCAGAGUGGAAAGGGUUAGUGGAGGGAUAUACAAAACUUGAUCGGGACACUGUGGGGAAAUUGGGUCCCAGAGAGGAAAGGGUUAGUGGAGGGAUAUCCAGUACCUGAUCAGGACACAGUGUGGGAAUGGAACCAGUUAAGAAGUGUCAUGUGACCAGGAGUCCCAGGGUCGGUGACUGCAGCACAAUCAGUCUGUGACGAUCUAUAGGAGAUCAUUUGUGUGGCUUGGACUCAAUUCACUUUCCUCCCUUUCCCCAUGUGCUGUUCUGACGUUGCAGCCAUGUGACAGUGAGUGCUCUCUAUAAGGUCCGCCCUGUAGACAAGUGAAAGGCGAGUUUGUGUGGAGCUUCCCUGUCACUUCUUCCCCGUGUGUCCGAGAGAACCAAUGCGCGGCUGUUGUAUCCGGGGAAGAGCUCAGGAGACUCAUGUGUUACCAGUCAGUGCGGGAGCUCGGCCCUAGUUAGACAGGGGGGGAGUACCGGUGUCUCCCCGCAGCCCCAGCAGACUUAUGAGUUGCCUCCCAAGCCAUGACCCUGAGCUCUGACAUGUCCGAUGUUCUUGCCGAAGAGACCGACAUCGAUGUGGUGGGAGAAGAGGACGAGGCGCGGGCAGAGGAAGAGGAGGAAGAGGAUGUGGAGCUGCUGAUGCCCCGCUCCCCGCACUGCUCCUCCGCUAAAGAGCCGUAUAACAAAGCUGCGGCGGGGUCGGGUGGGGUCGGCAGGAGCGCGUUGGUGAAGCCCCCCUACUCGUACAUCGCGCUCAUCACCAUGUCCAUCCUGCAGAGCCCCAAGAAGCGUCUGACCCUCAGCGAGAUCUGCGACUUCAUCAGCAACCGCUUCCCCUACUACCGGGAGAAGUUCCCCGCCUGGCAGAACUCCAUCCGCCACAACCUGUCCCUCAACGACUGCUUCGUCAAGAUCCCCCGGGAGCCCGGAAACCCCGGCAAGGGCAACUACUGGACGCUGGACCCGGAGUCGGCCGACAUGUUUGACAACGGCAGUUUCCUGCGGAGAAGAAAGCGCUUUAAGAGACAGCACGUCCCGGAGCUUAUGCUUAGGGAGCCCGGACAUUUCCUGCCGGCCUCUGCCUAUGGCUAUGGACCUUACAGCUGUGCCUAUGGCAUCCACAUCCAGCCUUUCCACCCACACUCUGCCUUGAUCGCCUUCCAGCAGCAGCAGCAACAAGCCCGGCAGCAGCAGCCCCCCAGCCUCCCUUCCAUGGCUGCUGCCCCAGCCCUCCUGCCUCCUGCUGCCCAGGAUCUAUCAAGGACCUGCACUUUCUACCCUCACCAGCUCAGCCCAGCAGCCCUCCCACCCUCCCUGCAGAGCAAGUCCAGCUCAGCCCUGGCCAGAUCCACCUUCUCUAUUGAGAGCAUCAUAGGGGGGGACCUCACCCCUGGUCAGUGUAACUCCCCCAAAUCAGCUGGGGCCCCUGUCAUCUCUAGGGCCCUGGUGACUUUCUCCAGCUCACAGGCUGCUGCUGCUUUAGGGGGGACCCUGCAGCCUGGGACGGUGCUUACAAACCACUAGAAUUUCUAAUUCUUAAAUCAGACAUUUUCUGAGAAGGUAGGAGGCUUUCUUAUGGAUUAUAUCUUUUGCUUUUGGGUUUUUCCUCCCAACCUACUUCUUUCUGGAGUUAAACUACAACUCUCAAACAUGGCUGCCGCUGCAUGCUGGGAACUGUAGUUCAAACACAAGUAGAGGGAUGCAAGAUAGGAAUGCUAAAUAUCCCAGCCUGAACUCUAUGCCAAGGCAACGGAUUGCUGCGCCUUUACUUUCCCUUUAGAGACCCCCAUCUCUCUCUCUCUCUCUCUCUCUCUCUCUCUCUCUCUCUCUCUCUCUCUCU
This is a messenger RNA of Xenopus laevis (African clawed frog), 2271 nucleotides long. RefSeq names its product forkhead box D1 S homeolog (gene foxd1.S). The transcript has a single exon. The record is from RefSeq and is a predicted model, not a curated record. Gene Ontology annotation, molecular function: DNA-binding transcription factor activity, RNA polymerase II-specific; sequence-specific DNA binding; DNA-binding transcription factor activity. The coding region runs from base 954 to 1955 and encodes 333 amino acids. Gene Ontology annotation, biological process: regulation of transcription by RNA polymerase II; regulation of DNA-templated transcription; cell differentiation. Gene Ontology annotation, cellular component: nucleus. Lineage: Eukaryota; Metazoa; Chordata; Amphibia; Anura; Pipidae.